GAGUUCUCCUAUGAACGUUUCAUUUCAUCCCGAGUAUCUUGUCGGGGGGGUUUUGCUAGGGUUUAUAGCUAGCUUUCUCUCCGUUAAACCUUACCAAGAUCUAAAAUAUAUAUUUCAGUCUUCAAAAGUCAUACCAAAUGGCAUUCGCCUCCGCUUUUCGUCGCAUUCUCAGCGGCUCUACCACGCCGUCGCUAAAUAUUCGCUCUCAGUUCGCUGCGAUUCGCCUCAAUUCUACGCUUGCGACCCUCACCUCCCCCAAGCUCUUCGUUAGUGGUCUUUCAAGAAACACAACCGAUGAAAAUCUUUACAAGGCGUUUGCUCCAUUCGGCAGGCUUCUUGAGGCAAAAGUGAUCAUUGAUAGAGGCUCCGGAAGAUCAAAGGGGUUUGGUUUUGUUACUUAUGAAACAGUGGAAGAAGCUGAGAAGGCACGUGAGGGAAUGAAUGCCAAGUUCCUCGAUGGUUGGGUAAUUUUUGUUGACCCAGCGAGACCAAGGGAAGCUCAGCCGCGCCAACCUCCUCGGCAAGACAUGCAGUCUACUGAGACUGGGUUCACCACAAACAAGACCGUUGGAUGGAGUGGUUUUUGACGUUCAUGAUAUCAUAUUAUUCCAGAAUAUUUUUCAUUGUAUUUGGCAAAAGCACAUUAUCUUCUGGAGAAACAAUGCAUAUCAUUACAUGAGACAUUAUACUCCCAAGUCCUUGGGCACUAAUAUAUACGACUAUAUGGGCAUGAUUGGUAUA
Molecule: messenger RNA, 741 nt
Organism: Sesamum indicum (sesame)
Lineage: Eukaryota; Viridiplantae; Streptophyta; Magnoliopsida; Lamiales; Pedaliaceae
Product: RNA-binding (RRM/RBD/RNP motifs) family protein
Molecular function (GO): RNA binding
Source: RefSeq, a predicted model, not a curated record